AUGGGAAACGUCGCAUAAAUGACGUAAGGCAAAUUUCCUGCUGUUAUCUUCUCGCGAAGAUAGUAUAUUGAAAAGCUGUCAUCGGCGACAUGUUCAGGAAUUGACAACGCAAAAGAUAGGAUGAAAAAAUCUCAGGCCCAGAGAUUAAUUCCAGGUAGAAAGUAGUAGAGAGAGAAAGUAGAGAAUAGAGAGCAUCAUAGAUCGUAGAGAGCAAAGAAUCGACGAGGAGAGACAGAUCCAAGAAAUCGGGAUCGCGUUUCAGCGAUUCAAGCGAGUUUGCCAGGAAGAGAUCUCGAUGAUAUUCCGCGAGGAUGACGUAACCUGACAAAAAAAGACGCGAACAGUCUUCGCACUGGGCGAGUCAUCCGAACUUGAGCGAUCUGUCUUUAGGUUAUGUCGUCAUCGCGUAGCCAUCAAGCCACCUACUUUUAUCGUCGAGGGGACUUUUAGAAUCUUAAAUUUCAAAUUGGUCGACUGACAUUUGUCUUAACUUAUCAAAAUAUGUCAUGACUUUUGGAUUAUUCUACAUCUAUUUGGCAAUUUUAUUAACAAAGAGAAGAUAGUGUUGCAGUGCGAAAACCAUAAAAUUUGAUUGAAAGAAAGCAAAAGAACAAAACAAACAGCAAAAUGGUUUUUGAAUCAAUCAUUGCGGAACUCCUCAACAAGGUGAUUGGCGAGUACAUUGAGAACUUGGACUAUACACAGCUUAAAAUCAGCCUCUGGGGAGGAGAUCUUGUAUUAAAUGAUUUGUUAAUAAAAGAAUCUGCGUUAGAUGUGCUAGAUCUUCCAGUAAGAUUGGAAUAUGGUCGUUUAGGAAAAUUGAUACUAAAGAUUCCAUUUAAAGAUAUGUGGAAUGGUCAGAUUGAUGCUAUAGUCGAGGAGUUGUUUAUACUGGUAGUGCCUACGAGUCAGAUUAGUUACAAUGAAGAGAAAGAAACCAAAGCACAAUUGGAAGCCAAACGAGCGGAACUCGAGAGAGUGGAGAAGAGGAAACAGUUAGCAGACAUAAAAUCACAAGAGAAAUUGGAUGAUUCGAUGGUCGAGAAACUGAUCGCGCGUAUGAUAAAAAAUAUUCAUGUGGAGAUCAAGAGAAUCCACGUGCGGUACGAGGACCACGUUACCUUUAAGGAGCACCCGUUUUCCGUCGGUUUCACCUUGAAUACCUUUAUCUUGGAGAGUUGUACAGACUCGUGGGAGACGACAGGCAAUUUGAAGGACAUGUAUGCCAUUCCGCAAAUCUUCAAGCUGUGCAGCCUGGACGGGCUGGCAGUUUAUCUCAACACGAGCGUGGAGCAGUACAGCAAGAGCCCACAAUCCUCAUAUUCCAAUCUAUUUUGUCAAGGUAUCGCGACCAUGGACUAUAUCCCGAUGGGUUACCAAUAUCUCCUAGGGCCGAUCAAUGUCAAGUCCAAGCUCAGACUUAAUCCCAAGCCUGAGUCCGAUGAUAGCAAUUAUACCAUUCCUAAGGUAUGGCUAGAUCUGGAAAUGCAGAAAUUGCGAAUUGGCUUGACAAAGCGGCAGUAUCAGACCUUGGUACGGAUGGGCGAAGGCCUGGAUCAAGCGCGAAAGGCCGCUCCAUACCGCAAGUAUCGGCCGAAUCUGACGUCGUAUCGCGGUCAUUACAAGGAGUGGUGGCAUUUUGCGUACACUUGCGUUCUUGAGGAGACCGUGCGACGAUAUCGUCGCAACUGGGACUGGACGCAUAUGAAACGACACCGUGAUAUUUGUCGCGAUUACGCCCAAGCUUAUCAGACGAAGCUAACGACGAAGAAGCCAACGAAGGAGAUUGCAGAACGAUUAACGCACUGUGAGAUGAAAUUGGACAUCUUUAAUCUGGUAAUCAUCCGGCAACAGAUCGAGAUGGAGGUAGAAAAAUUGGCGGAGCGUGAGAAGAGUCUAAAGGCAAAGCAAGGCUGGUUUGGUUUUCUAUGGAGCAGUUCACAGGCCGAGGAAAUGAAAGAACUCAACUCAGCCGCAGCCAUUAUGCGCAGAUUCGAGGAGGCAAUGACUCCGCAAGAGAAGGAGAAGCUUUACCGGGCGAUCGACUAUCAGGAAAACAGUGCGCCCGCACACUAUCCGGAAACAUAUGAGAUGAUCGAUACACGUUUCUUUUUGCACGGUCUACAGAUCUCUCUAUUGGACACAGACAAGGAACAUUCGUGCGUCUUGGAUCUGCAGCUGCACGGCGUGCGAGCGAGUUUCAAGUCACGGCCAUCCGCGAACGCGUUUUUAAUCAUUGCUUCCAUCAGCGACAUGAAGCUGCUGGGUGUGAUGCAAGAUGGCCAUGUGCCCUCGCUUUUCAAUUCGGAACAUGGCAGCUCUGACAGCGACUUAGUGUCGGUUUCUUACGAGAAAAAUCCAAUCGACAAGCUAUGUGGCGAUCGCGUCAUCGUCAAGUCCCGAUCCGUGGACAUCAUCUAUGACGCGCAAACCAUCAUAGAACUAGUCAACAUGUUUAAGGUGCAAGAUUCUUCAACGUUAAACCAGCUGCAAACAGCAGCAGCAGAGCAGUUGGAGGGCUUGAAGGAGAUGUCGGCGCUUGGACUAGAGUAUGCCAUACAGAAACAUUCGAUUUUGGAUAUACAAGUAGACAUGCAGGCCUCGCAACUUAUUAUACCGCAUGGCGGCUUAUACGAAGACUCAAAGGCCUUGAUCGUCGUGAAUCUGGGCAGUCUAAAGAUGCAUUCCUUGGAGAAGGGUAAAAGCGACAUGGUUGGCGCAAGCGUUAAACAGUUGGUUAGCAUGGGCAAAAGCGAGGAAGAAGUGCUGCUAUAUUUAAGGGAACAUAGCUAUGACAAAUUCGUUUUGAAGAUAGUUAACUUUCAGGUGCUAGUCUCAUUACCGAACGAAGAAUGGCGAUCAGCUCUUGUAAACCCCGAAAGUUCCCUGACGUUGCUUCAGCCAACCACAUUAGAAAUUCAGUUUCACAAGGGUCUGGUGACGGAUGAUCCUCUAUUGCCGAAACUCCGGCUUCUCGGUCGUCUACCGUCAGUUACCGUGAACAUAACAGACGUUCGGUUGCUGCAGGCGAUUUCUAUCGCGCAGAGCAUUCCACUGCCCGAAGAGGAAAAAACCGCGGAGCUGCAUCGAACAUCUCUCUCCAAAUCCAUCUCGCAGCUGUCAUUGAAGGAACUUGGCACCACGAUAUCCAGUAUCGCCGAUAAGAGAAAGCAGCAGCAGCAAGAAGCUACGUCCGCACCAAUGAAGCAGACCACUGAUUUGGAGAUGAGAUUCGAAAUGAAAGAGUUCACGCUGUCGGUGUCUAGGCAACGAGACGACAGCGUGGAGUCGUCAGAAUUUGUCAGAUUCCAGGUGCUGCAGUUGGAGGCGGAAAUGUUGCAGCGCACGUAUGAUCAAGAGGUGCAGCUGCGGCUGGGUGGCGUGCAGAUGCGACAGCUACAUGAGAAUCAGGAGAUUUACAUUGUCAACACGCCGAUGUCGGCCGGCAGAGACGAGUAUCUAAUUGUAGUGCGAUAUAUAAAUGUGAAUAAACGCUCGCCGGAAUUCAUCACGCGACAUGGUUCUGUCGUCAAGCUACUAUUACUGGAAUUCACCUCGCUAGACACGCUGUUGCAUCAGGAGGCACUCAUUGAAUUGCUACGAUUUAGCACGUACAUACAAGAUCGAAUGAACUCGCUCGAAGGCGUUCAGAAAAAAGAAGUCGAACAUCUUAGACCAACUCACCUGGCUUCUAUUCAAGAAGAGACUUCCGGUUUUCUCAGGGAGCAGCUGCAAAGGCAAAAAUUGAAAUCUACUGGACGACGUAGAAGACAAACGGUUGAGUGCAUCGAUUUAAAGAUAAGUGCCAAAAUCGGUUCGAUCAAUUUAAAAAUCUCCAGCGCUAUUCGUGACAUUAGUGCGCUUUACAUCGAGGGCAUUAGCGCCAGUUUCCUCAGCAAAUCUUCAUACUCACAAGUGAACGCUGAUCUGGCUUCCAUCAGCAUUAAAGAUCUUAAUCCUGUUUCUGUGUAUAAGGACAUUGUGGCCGUAGAAGGUACCGAAUCUUUGAAGAUUCAAGCGGUGAUGUAUAAUAUCGAGCCAUGGGAAGUGAACAAGAACAACAUGUCCGUCAAGGUGAUGAUGGGUUGCCAUCGUAUUGUUUUCUUGAACGCAUUUGUCACCAGCGUGAUGAAUUUUCUGAACAACUUUCAAACAGCGCAGAAAGCUAUCAAAGACGCGUCAGCUGCAGCGGCGGAAGCUGCGAGGACAAACAUCAAAGAUGUUCAAGAAAGUGCCUCUCGCAUCCAGCUGUGUGUCAGGAUCAAGGCUCCCGUCGUAUAUGUGCCGAUGAAUUCCAAAAGCGAGCACAGUUUAAUGCUGGAUAUGGGCAAUCUUACGAUGUGCAACGUUUUCAAGAAAUUGGAGACGACGAAUGAAGAGACCGGCGAAUGCCCCAUAGUGGACGAAAUGAAGAUCGAACUGCAGAAUUUGAAGUUGUCGCGAGUUCGAUUGAAUACGGAGAAAUUUAUCAGCGAGAAUGAAAUACUUCUGCUAGAGCCAGUGACGUUUACGCUGCUAAUAAAGCGCAAUCUAUCAACUGCUUGGUUCACUGCUAUUCCGGACAUUGAUAUGUCCGGCAGAUUGAACAAAAUCAAUCUGCUGUUGAGCAAAGAGGAUUAUGCUACUAUUCUGAAGGUACUGGAGCAAAAUUUAGGCGAGAGCUUUGAAGAUCCGAAGUCUGUGCAAGCUGCACUAUCUGCUGUGAAAUCCGAAUGCAAUGGAGAGCUGCAGAUUCAGCCGGCAUACAAAUACGAGGUCGAUACGUCGCAAGAACCGCCAUCGGCGGAUACACAGGAACGACACGCCCACACGUUCGUGAAAUUCGAAUUCAUUAUGGACAGCCUGGUGAUCAAUUUGUUUACCGGUGGCUCCAAGCUGCUGCAAUCGCAAACGUCGCCGCUGCAUCUGCCCGAGAACGGACUAGCAUGCUUCAGUCUCACGCAUUUUGCUGUGAAAGGUCGCGUGUUCGCGGAUGGACUGCUGGCCACGUCAAUCUUGCUAAUGAAUUGUACACUGGACGACAUGCGGCGGAGACGGGAAGGCUCUCUGACGCGGAUCAUGGAGAGGACUAGCAGUGUGCCGAGCGGUGAGGAUCAUCUUGACAAGGAGCACGCCAAGUACAAUAUCAGGAGCAUGUUGGAUGUAACAGUGCGCCAAAGUCCGAACGACACGUUUGCCGACGUGCGGGUAUUUUCCUUCAGCAUAAUUGUGUCCCUCGACUAUCUCAUGAAGAUUAAGGACUUUUUCGACGUGGACACCGCGGGCAAGACUGCUGCCACUUCUCUGCAGUCUUCAUCGAGAGGCGAAUCGGUAGUACCGCCAAAGAAAAAACAUCCGAUGCAACAGCAGUCAGUCGCUUCGACAUCCAAAAUGUUAACUGUGAAUUUACACGUGGAAAAGCCGGAUAUUAUCCUGCUCGAGGAUAUGGACGACAUCAACUCGAACUGCAUAAUAUUGAACACGGAGUUGUUGUUGAAAAUGCGCAUUAUGGGAGAACAUCAAGUGAUCACGGGCUCCAUUAAGGAUUUCUCUCUUCUAACGGGGAUAUAUAAUCCUACGAAAAGAGCCGAUUGGAUUUAUCAGGUCCUGAAACCGUGCAGUAUCAGCGUUGCUGGUUCCACGCCGGAGGGCAAAGGGCUUCAUUUGGAAAUUUGUUGUACAGACAUACACAUAUCUGUUUCGCCAGGUGUGAUCGAAAUAUUGAAUAAGGUUGUUCACACUGUAACAAAGAAGGAGGAGGAGAACAAGGAAGUCAUUAAACCCGAGCCUAAUUAUGAAGGAUUGUGGAUCGUCACGCCUUUUGAGGAAAAUGAUUAUUGGUUUCUAAAGACAGAAGUUGCGAUGGAAGCGUUUGAAGAGUUCACAUAUCCAGAUGACGAGAUUGCGACUGUUUAUAAAUCCGAAUUAGCAAUCAUUUCGGCUCCGACAAUCUUGUUUACUCUGGAGGCGGGUGUCGGCAACAAAACUCUGCCUAUGUUGCUGCUUCACGUAGGUUUUCAAAGCAACGUUAACGAUUGGAGCACGAAAAUGAUGGGCAUUGAUUGUACGAUGUCUGUAAUCAUGGCAUAUUAUAACAGUCGCCUAGCAUUGUGGGAACCAUUAAUUGAGCCGAUAGAAGGCUUUAAUAAUGGUAAACGCAUCUCCACACCAUGGGAGCUAAAGACGAAGAUUCAAUUUAACGAUAUUUUGCUGGACUCGAGAGGUGCCAGCGCGGUUAGUCCCACUUCGGACAGCGAGCUCGACGAACUGCCAUAUCAGUCCACCAAGAUGUCCAUUGAUGUUACAUCUGCUGAUAAUCUGGAGAUAACUGUGACGAAGACGUGUCUGGAUGUACUGAAGCAACUUGGUCAAUCGUUUUCCUCGGCUAUGGAGGCCAGUGGAAAAGGACCUACCAGGAAAAUAGCGCCAUACGUGCUGAAGAACGAAACCGGUCUGGCAAUGAUACUUGAUUUGGAGCAUAGUCUUUUUAAGAUAUUCGACGAUGGAUCGAGAAUACGGAAUGAUAGUGAUUCGUAUAUGGAGGUGAUCCUUGAGACUGGCGCAUCAAUUGAAUUAGCGCCGAAGACAUCUAAGUUGGACGCGCAUCUUCUCGAGCAUUUGAAAGCGGAAACCGUGAAGGAUACGGAUGACAGUAAAUUUGCCGUUUCUUUUAAAGAUAUCCAAGGUAAAUUGGCGAUACCUAUUCUGAAAGCGGACAAGAGAUUCUUUUCAUUGAAAUAUCGCAAGGAGGGCUCUGAGGAAUGGGGCAUCGUGUCGGACGUCGUUGUGGAAGAAGGUAGCACAAUCGUCACUCUUAGAAGCAUACUUCAGGUCCACAAUCACUUCGCACAGCCGAUUGCAGUUUAUUAUAUGACGAAGCGCGGAAACGAGGUCGAAUGUGUGGGUACGGUGGCACCGGAUGAAAAGCUCAACUUACCUCUCGAUACCGUGUACACCCCGACUAACAUCUAUUGGCUCUUUUUCAGUGUUGAAGGAUAUAUGGUGUCGGUUGAGCCAUUCAUUUGGAAGGACCUGCAGAAAACGAUUUCCAUGACGAAACUAUUGAAAUGCGAACCUCGAUCUAAGCAGGAUGUUACAGAACCAUUUUAUAUUCAGGCUAUGGGAGAGAUCGAGCAGAUAUAUUUCGAGAAUACUACUCGUCACACUAUGGCAAGUACCAUCUACAACAUACAUCUAUAUCCAUCUGUAUAUCUGAAGAACUUUCUGCCGAUCGACAUCAUCAUCUCCUUGCCAGGCACUGCUCAGGAAAGUUUACUCGAGGCCAGCGCUUCCUUGCAGCUGCCCACAAUCGAUCCAGUCAAAUCGAGUAUAAUUAUCAAGCUACCGAAUUACCUGGAAAAAGAUUGGUCAUGCAGAGGCGAAAUCGUGGCGAAUCCACCUGAGUUCGCGGUCUGGUCGUUUGAGUCUUUCGACAGCGCGCAGAAAGUGAUACUGGAUCUUGGAAUGCACACAUCCUACAAACACAGCUCGAUCGUCAUGGCACUAUACUGUCCCUUUUGGAUGCUGAACAAGACCGGCCUGAUGUUAUCUUACAGAAAGUCGAGUAAGGGAGGCAAAGAGCAUUCGAGUCCGAUCAAGAAAUUCGUUUCCACUAUGAAACCUCAUCGUGGAUACAGGAAGAAGAAAACGCGCGCGACAACAGACGAUUACUUGAAUGUCUUAUACCAUCCGGAGCACUUUAAGGGGCCCAUUCUAUUCUCGUUUCGUUCCAAGGCUUUCUUUGGUAAAAAGAAGGCUAUGAUUAGAGUGGAAGAUGGAGAAUGGUCUGAUAAAUUCUCGAUUGACGUCGCGGGCAGCGAGGGUGUGGUGGCGUGCAAGUACAACGGAAUGACAUAUCAGAUCGGGGUGCACAAUCAGCUGACAUACAACUCAUUGACUAAGCAAAUCACAUUCACACCCUAUUAUAUACUCAUCAACAAUGCGGAUUUUCUCAUAGAAUGCCAAGAGGGCGAUCGUCCGGCGGAUCCUAUGAUCAAGGUGUCUGCCGGCGAAUGCGCAGCUUUGUGGCCUCGAGUCGAACAUGAGAACAAAACUCUGAGGGCCAAAGUAGCCGGUCAACCCGAGAAAACCGCAGCGUUUAUUUAUACUGACAGUCAUACAACUCUAUUGAAAUUGGAUAAUAAGUACGGAGGAAUCAAUGUGGAUGUACAAAUCAGCGAAGGCGGCGUCUACAUCUCCUUGUCGGCAUAUAGUUCAGGCAAUGCACCGGCUUUGAUCAUCAAUCAUUCCCCGCAUACCAUCAAUUUCUGGGAGAAGGGUUCGAUCAAUGUUAGGUCCGUGCAGUCGUACAACAGGAUGUUUUACACCUGGGAAAAUCCGGCAGGUCCGCGAAAAAUUGUUUGGGAAGAUAACAACGACAAAGAAAUUGAAAACAAUCUUCGUAAGGAUAAUCUCGGUGCCUUCCAAUUGCCGGAUGUGGACGAGGAAGUGUUCUACGUAUCGUUUCUAGACGGCAUUCAGCGAGUCCUUUUAUUUACUACAAAUUUAAAGAUUGCCGAAGAUUGUCAGCUGGCUGGUGAUCUCGAAGUAAUUGAUCAGGAAAUUACGUUGAACAUUCACGGCAUUGGGUUUUCUCUUGUGAACAAUAUCACCAAAUCCGAGUUAUUGUAUAUGUGCAUCGCUAGUUCUGGAAUUAUAUGGGAGACUCGCAAAUCCCUCGGCGGCCGAUGGCGAGCGUUAAAUGCCAAGGAAGUCAAUGCCAUCGAAGAGGGAUAUCAGCGAUACAUUAAGGAAUUACAGAUUGGCAAGGACGCAAACUAUCGGUUGAUGCUGGAGCCGAAACUAAUGGUGGAUUAUCUGAACAUGGAGAUGCUGAAGCCACAUCGUAGAUACAUGCGACGUUCAUUUCAGACUGGACUUUGGCUACAGUAUCGUACCUCGGCGCAUCAGGUACAGUUGCACGCAAAAAUCAACAGGCUGCAGAUCGACAAUCAAUUGUCGGAAUGCGUUUUUCCAGUUAUAUUGGCUCCGGUUCCACCGCCAAAGAGUGUAACACAAAGCACAGUGGUGAAACCUUUUGCGGAGCUCAGUAUGGUCAAACGCUUGCUGGAGCACAGUACUGUACAACAGUUCCGAUACUUUAAAGUUCUCAUACAAGAGUUUCACAUCAAGGUGGACAUUGUCUUUCUGAAUGCGAUAAUAGGUCUCUUUGAGGCAGAUGAAGUCAACGAUGCGGAAGAGAGUGCACUAUUUCGUACCGACAUGAAACUGGUCAAUGAACCACUCAUGUAUCACGUCAAGUUGAUUACCACGGCCGAGCAAAAGAACUUUUUCGAUUUAUUGCACUUCUCACCGCUUAAGAUACACAUCAGUUUUUCGAUGACUGGCAGUGGAGGUGGACCCUCUGCAAUGCCACAAGUACUCAACGUACUGUUGCAAGGAAUCGGCGUGACACUGACGGAUAUUAAUGACAUCGUAUUCAAAUUGGCAUAUUUCGAGAGAAACUAUGUAUUCAUGACAAACAAGCAGCUCAUCUCCGAGGCGACCACUCAUUACGCAGGCCAGGCGAUUAAACAGGCCUAUGUGCUCGUGCUAGGACUUGAUGUUAUCGGUAAUCCUUACGGGCUUGUGGUCGGAACUAUGAAGGGCAUCGAGGAUUUGUUCUACGAACCCUUCCAAGGGGCCAUACAAGGCCCAGGGGAGUUCGCGGAGGGCCUGUUUCUCGGAGUGCGUAGCAUGUUGGGCCACACCGUCGGCGGAAUGGCGGGCGCCGUAUCGAAGAUCACGGGAGCAAUGGGCAAAGGUAUAGCUGCUCUGACUUUCGAUAAGGAUUACCAGCGAAAGAGACAAGAACAACUCAACAAACAACCCGCCAACUUACAAGAAGGGCUCGCUCGAAGCGGAAAGGGCUUAGUAAUGGGCGUAGUCGACGGUGUAACGGGUGUAGUAAUGAAGCCUAUAUCAGGAGCGAAAGAGGAAGGAGUGGAAGGAUUCUUUAAAGGAUUCGGAAAGGGUGUCGUUGGACUCGUUACUAGGCCUACUGCUGGUGUUAUUGAUUUUGCGAGUGGUUCCUUUGGAGCUGUCAGACGAGCUACCGAAUUGAAUGAGGAGGCAAGGAGAGUACGAUCGCCUAGAUUUCUGCAGCCAGAUAGUCUGGUUAGACCUUACAUAAAGGAUGAAGCUGAAGGCAACAAGAUAUUGAUGGAUCUGGAGAAAGGAAAAUACGCACAUACAGAUGUUUAUGUCUAUCACAUAUUUAUUAACAAAGAUGUGUUGUUGCUCACUGACAAAAGAUUAUCAUACCUCGAACAUAGUGAUCUGUUUGGUGGUUGGCGGGUUGACUGGACUCAUACUUGGAACGAGUUUGGCGAAUCGCCAAAGAUCGUGGAAGGUGUGCAGAUCUUUCUUAAAGAUGCCAGCAAGAAGAAGAAACUUGGUGGUCUUUUUGGCAGUGCCGAUCAGUCAAAGAUACUUUUAAUAACGGAUCAUAAUAUUAAACAGUUGUUGUGCAGCAAAAUACAAGAGCAGAUCAACCAAUAUAGAGUAUAAUAGCCAAGGUUUGAACAAUUUCGAAUUAUAAAAGAAAAAAAAGAAGCUUUUUACUUCCAGAACGCUUUGCGAGCGAGUUUACACAAUUUCUAUGCACAAUUUUCUAUUAUUUAUAAGACUAAUACUGUGUGCGCGAUAAUCGUGAUAGUCUAAAGUCUAAAGAAAGGACCUCAAUAAGUGUAUCAAGAAAUCAAUCAUGAAAGAACUUAAUAACUUUUUCACUACACAGUUGUUCAGAAUUUUUUUGUUGUCGGUAUUAUGAUACCGAAGAAAAAAAUAUUAGAUUAUUGCAAAAGAUUCAUCGAAUAAGAUUGAAAAAAAGGAUGUACAUAUAUCGUUUUGAAAUAAUCUUCAUUUUAAUCUAGAUAAUUUUUUUUUGGAAAGAAAUUUUUUUAAGAGAGUUAAAUUGAUAAAAUUUUAUUUAUAUAAAACAACACUAUACAGAAAAAGAAUCUUGUAUCAAGCUAUGUACACAUUUUGCAAAGGAGAGAUUAAUCUUUUUCAAAUUUAUAUUUAUAAGCUUCUCUCCACACGCACAAGCUUCGUUUGAGCGAGUCAAUUGUUUAGUCGCAAGAAAGUUACCAUUUUAUUGUUAAGAGCUAGAUUUACGACGUGAUGUUAUAAAGUAGGAUUAAUUGAUUAAACGGCAGUUCUAGAAAUCUUAAACCAGAACGAUUAAGCUGUUAAAUUAAGUGGAAGUGAAAGUAAACAAAUAUCAAAGUAGAUAUUUUGAUAUUUUUUUACACAUGUUUAAUUAAAAAGUAAAGAAGAGAUUAUCGUACAUUUGUUGAAGUAUUAAGCAGAUUUUUUAUUGAAUAACUUCGGAAUUAUAUUUAUAUUUACAGAGGAAAUAUGAGCAUUAUAUAUCGCUAAUUGCAUUGUUAAUCAUAAUCCAACAGGUUUAAAUCAUCACUCGAAUGAUAUAACUAAUUAAUAUUCAAAAGUAAUUGUAUGCUUAAUUAUUUUUCGCCUGACAUUUGUGGAUAAAUAAUUUACUGCAAAUGCUACACAUCGAGUAGACACAUUGUUAAGACGUAAUAAAUUUUAUCAUCUAGCUUUAAUGUCUAAUCAGUAUGCACUAGUAUAACACUUCUACCUCGUUUUUAUUAAUGCUACUUAGUACAAUAAAUAAAUCAAGAAAUAUACACAUACAACAAAUGAAAUUACUUAAAUUGUAUAUAAUAAUUGACUUGAUUAAUAUUUUCAGAACUAUUUUUUUUUUUAUCGAGUUGCUAUCUUUCAUGGAAAGUUUUAAUUAAAGCGACAGUAGAGGCACUUCAGAAUUAAUUUCAGACAUAUGACAUAUUUAUUAAUUAUAUAUAUAGUAUAUAUUGCGCUUAUCAUAUUUAAUUAAUUAAUUAUCUUUGUUAUUCUCUGCUGCAACAUGUAAUAAAAUUGUAAAAUUAA
This is a messenger RNA of Cataglyphis hispanica, 11895 nucleotides long. RefSeq names its product intermembrane lipid transfer protein Vps13 (gene Vps13). Gene Ontology annotation, biological process: protein targeting to vacuole; protein retention in Golgi apparatus. Gene Ontology annotation, cellular component: extrinsic component of membrane. NCBI's taxonomy places the organism in Eukaryota, Metazoa, Arthropoda, Insecta, Hymenoptera, Formicidae. The record is from RefSeq and is a predicted model, not a curated record.